UUUCCUUAUUAUUUGCAUUGUGUUCACGUCAAACUAAUUAUGGCUGUUCGCAAGUUUUGUUUAAUAUUUCUGUUUCUAAUUAUCUUACAACUGAAGAUGGCCGACAGCAACCGUAUCGUCUUUCCUGAUGAAAUGGAACAGAUAAAAGCGAAAGUAGUGCCAGAGUCGCAAGUAACAAAUACCAAUACUGUGGAAGAACCACCUGAAGAAGCAGACGUGAAGAACAGGAAUAUGAUCGUUACUCCUCCUAACUGCCCGCCAGGACAGAAAAUGGGCGCUGAUGGCGUUUGCCGAGACAUAUUUUAAGCUUUCGCUCCUAACGUAGUAAACGUUAUGAUUAUUUACUUAGGAUUAAGGUUUCAAAUUGUCGAAUUAAAUCCCCAUCUAUUUAAAAUCACGAAUAUUGAGGAUAAGGAAGCAGUAUUAUUUGUUUGGAUUUUUCAUUUUUGUGUUGUUUUUAUGCUCUUUUGUAAACUAAAAGUAAACUUAGAUAUAAUCUUUA
Nymphalis io (European peacock) is the source of this 502-nucleotide messenger RNA. RefSeq lists its product as uncharacterized. The record is from RefSeq and is a predicted model, not a curated record. The coding region runs from base 40 to 306 and encodes 88 amino acids. NCBI's taxonomy places the organism in Eukaryota, Metazoa, Arthropoda, Insecta, Lepidoptera, Nymphalidae. The transcript is spliced from 2 exons.